AUGCGGAUUCUUAAUCUCCACUCCGGAACCGAUCCAGAAGAUCCACAGCUCUCUGUCGACCUGAUCACUGUGCCUCUCCAUGCGGCUCCCCCGUUCGCAGCCCUCUCGUAUGCAUGGGGAGACCCGCUGCCGCAAGCAGAAAUUCGCUGCUGCGGUCUUGCAUCCAAGAUAGGGCUCAGCCUCUGCAGCGCACUGCGUCAACUGAGGCGUCAUGCUGUAGAAUCAGACCGGUUGAUAUGGGCCGACGCGCUGUGCAUCAACCAGGGGGAUACCGCGGAGCGAAACGCGCAGGUCCGGAUGAUGGGUGACAUUUACGCCAGGGCGACGAGUACAUUGAUAUGGCUGGGCGAAGAGGACGAUGAUGUCGCCCGGGGAAUGACGUGGCUCCAGCGCUUUGUUAACGCCCGGAUGGUCCUUUACGCUGAAGACACUGAAACCGUGAUACCGACCAUAUUUGGCCGAGUUGGCGUCAACACCAGCGCGGAGACCGAGAAGGCUCUUCAAUCGGCAUUCGGUGAGCGCCAGGACGAAGCGUACAGGGAAAUAUGGAUGCUGCUCCGUCGGCCCUGGUUUGCGCGCAAGUGGGUGAUCCAGGAGGUGGCCAAGUCGACGGAACACGAAAUGGUGCUUGUUUCCGGAUCCAAGAGACUGGCAUGGAAGGCUGUCCAGGCAUGGCUUUGGUUUGUAGAGACGAGCCCGCAGACUCUGCUCCUGUUCCUCGGCAGCUAUCCUUGGACGGCUGAGACUUCGUCAGCUAGCAGUUCGGACGUCUACUCCGACUUCAACAAAGCCAGAAUGCUCGCGCUCAUGAGGGAUAAAGAGGCACCGCUCACGCUUCUACUGGCAAGGACCCUCGGUUUCAGGUGCACAGAUCCACGAGACCACAUUAUUGCCUUACUAGGUAUCUCAACGGACGGCUCGUUCCAAGAUAAUCUCAUCGACUACGACAUCCCCACCGAAGAGCUUUACCAUCGACUCGCCCAAGCUUGUUUGAAAAGUCCUAGGGAUCUCAGGAUUUUGUGGUCAUUUAUUUCUACAAUGCCAGUUGACCGACGAGGCGCAAUGUCUUGGAUGCCAAACAUUGGGGAGCUGCCAGCAAUGCCCGGUCUUGCCAUGCAGACGUUAGAAGUGUCCCAGACGAUGGGUAUAGCUCCUGAUCCUUGCAGAAGCAAGGAACUAGGUGCGUCAACGAGUGGAAAUCAGCUGCAGAUCAAAGGACGUAUAGUCGAUCGUCUGGAACAGUUGGGAAUGAACAUGAGCACUUCUUCCGAGUUGGGAAAUUUCGUCCAAACCAUGGUUACAGUCGAUGCUAAAAUCGCAGUCGGUCGAUGGGAUUGUUGGCUCGAUGAGUGCUGGGGAAUUGCAGAAAUGGCAAACCAUGAUGAGGAUAGCUACCUAUCUGCCUUGCUGGCUGAGGAUAUUAUGAAGACCCAUAUCCCGGAGACCAUAGCAGCGGUCAGGAAGGACUUUCCGGCAUACCGACGAGCUGUGAAAGCAAUCGUUUCUGCUGCAGACGAGGCCGGCUUUUCCGAAGCUAUGGCUUCCUAUGCUGCUACUAUAGAGUCCGUAGGUCACUUGGAAGCCUUCACUCUCAAGAUGCUGCAUAGGCGCUUUAGCCGAACACUGCAUGGGGCAGUAGGCUGGGUGCCGCGGGAAGCGGAGGAAGGGGACCUCAUUUGUGUGUUCGACGGCAUGGAACUGCCCUACGCCGUGCGCCCAAAGGACGGCACUGGAGAUGUCUACGCGUUAGUAGGGGAGUGUCUGAUUUCAGGCGUCGUGGCUAGGGAAGCCAUGGACAUAGACUGUGUGCAGUCCAUGAUAAUCAAUCUGGAGUGA
Molecule: messenger RNA, 1836 nt
Organism: Diaporthe citri
Lineage: Eukaryota; Fungi; Ascomycota; Sordariomycetes; Diaporthales; Diaporthaceae
Exons: 1
Coding region: 1-1836 (611 amino acids)
Source: RefSeq, a predicted model, not a curated record